This is a messenger RNA of Daldinia decipiens, 916 nucleotides long. Its product is annotated as EF-hand. Bases 170 to 652 code for a protein of 160 amino acids. The record is from RefSeq and is a predicted model, not a curated record. The transcript is spliced from 6 exons. Gene Ontology annotation, molecular function: calcium ion binding; enzyme regulator activity. NCBI's taxonomy places the organism in Eukaryota, Fungi, Ascomycota, Sordariomycetes, Xylariales, Hypoxylaceae.
CCGUGCGUUACCGAUUUCUAUAAAUUUUAUGUAUGCCCACCGUGAGCCUCAUUACCAUUGUCAUAUUAUUUCCCUUUAACGAUCACCGAAUCAUCACGACUAUAUCGAGUAUAUCUUGAACUUUAACUUACUCAAGUUAUAUAUUAAAGAUCCAAUUCAGAAAUCCAACAUGGCUCGACAACUGUCACCGGAGGAAAUUCAAGUCUUCAAAGAGCUCUUUGACUCAUAUGACACGGAUAAGGGCGGUAACAUAAGUGUGGAGGAAUUUGCGAAAGUAAUGUCUCAGAGUCCCGGAAAGCAGCCAACACCAGACGAAGUACAGCAAAUCAUCAGAGAGGUUGAUCUCGACGGUGAUGGAACUAUCAACUUCAAUGAGUUCAUCACGAUGAUGACAGGCCAGACGUACCCCCCAGUAGACGAAAAGAUCGACUACGCUAAAGCAUGGAAGCAAUUUGAGCCCUCCCUCAAGGGCUCAAUUACACAAAGCCAAUUCCGGCAACUCGUAGCGGGAUUAGGAGAGCCUAUCGGCGACGUUGAGAUUGAUCAAAUAAUUAAUAACGUAGAUGGAGAAGGCAAAAUCACUUUCCAAGAGUUUGAAACUUUCAUGAAGAAUAGGAGUAUAGUGGAUGAGAUCGUGAAGGGCUAUCAGUGAUCAGCUUGAUGUAAUGCCGCAGAUGGCUAAAAGUGAUGAUUUGAUGCAUGGUAUUGAUGGUCCGAAGGUUAUCUUUCGGCGGCAUUAUUAUCAAUGCUCUUGUAGAAGGGAGAAAAUCCACGCACCCGGCAAGCCUCCUGUAUCCGAUGCUACUUUAUCAUAGCCUUUAUGAAAAUAUAGAUCAUUGGAAACACAAGGCCGAACCCACCGACACUGCUAACGGAAAACUUUACUUAACUAGACUAGUUUAAUCCUCUUCACCCG